GUAAAAUAGGAGGUCCUAAAAGUAAAUCCAAAUUUUAACAAAAAAUUCUUAAGCUCGUUUAACAGUAGGUUUCGCCCCUUUCAUUUGACGACCUUUGCCGUGAAGGGCGGCGAUGGUGGUGAUUGUUCCCUGAGCUCUUGUCUUUCAAAGUACAUUUCCAGCGUCUAAAACUCAAUGUGCUUGAAAACCAUGUGUGCUUGUCAAUAAGAGCUUCCUUUUCCUCCAAAUCAGAUGGCUUUUCUAUUUCAGAAAUUUCAAGAGGCUGUGAAAACCCUUGCAAGAAGUCCCACUUUUGCUAGGGAUCCAAGACAACUACAGUUUGAAGCUGAUCUUAAUCGUUUGUUCCUUUAUACAAGACUUGAAUCUCCAGCUACAAUCGAUUGGGGAAGAAUGCUAGUGAAACAGAUGCAGAAGAGAUUAUUGAAAUGGCCAGUAAAGCCUCUGUUGCUGAUCAACAAAUGCUAGUACAAGAAAAUAUUCAUUCUCAAAUUAAAACAUUUUGCACGUUUAUGGAUGAAGUUCUUCUUCCAAAUAAAAACAAGGUGAAUGACGACUACUUUGAGCUCUCUCAACAAGCAAACAUUUCACCUCAACAUAGUGAGCUUAUUUCCGCCAAUGCUAUCCCUAAACAAAGACCGAUUAGCCAAGCCGAACUUUCUCAAAAAUUAAAGGAUGGACUUGGCUUCAAGCUCGAUGUUAAACCUUCCCAAAUAUCUCACAAGGAAGCCGACCAAGGUCUAUUUUUAGACGGUGUAGUAGAUGUUGGCGCCGUGCUAGCCUUGUAUCCUGGUGUAAUCUAUUCUUCAGCUUAUCAUCAUUAUAUUCCUGGAUAUCAUGACGAGCAGAACCCCUAUUUGAUUACAAGACAUGAUGGAACUGUCAUCGACGCCCAACCUUGGGGUCGUGGAGGUGACGAGAAAGAACUAUGGAAUGGUAGAAAAAUGGUAGAUAACAAGACUGAUAUGGUAGUAGUUGAGGAAGGGUCUCAACUAGAUAAUAGUGACGACGCACUCGAGCGUAGAAAUCCAUUAGCCUUGGCACAUUUCGCUAAUCACCCUCCGAAAGGGAUGCUUCCAAAUGUCAUGAUUUGCCCUUAUGACUUUCCAUUGAUUGAAAACAACAUGAGAGCUUACAUUCCUAAUAUAUUAUAUGGAAAUGCAAAAGUAAAUAUGAAGAAAUUUGACAGUUUUUGGUUCAAAUCUAGAGUUUCAAGAAAUAGUGAAUCACAUGUUCCUAUUCUGAAAACUGUUGUUUUGGUAGCAACUAGGGCUCUUCAAGAUGAGGAACUUCUCCUGAACUACAGGCUGAGCAACACGAAGCGGUGGCCUGAAUGGUAUGCUCAAGUGGACGAAGAAGAUAUCAUAGAAAAGUGAACUUAGCCGAUGACUUGAUGGAGUCGCGGUGGCUUAAUGAAGCCAUUUUCUCUUUUCUGUUGUCUUGACGAGCUGUAGCGUCAUUGUUAUUUUUUUUAUUAAUUAAAGUAAUACCAUUUUUUAUCUGUCUUUGGAGAAUAUCUUAUUUUUACCACUAAGUUGUAGUGGUCAUCACUAAUUGUACUUUAUCCCUAAGUAGAAAGAAUGAGGUCAUGAUUUUGAUUCUUUUUUGAAAGUCAAAAUGAACGUCAA
Messenger RNA from Cicer arietinum (chickpea), 1625 nucleotides. RefSeq lists its product as uncharacterized. The record is from RefSeq and is a predicted model, not a curated record. Lineage: Eukaryota; Viridiplantae; Streptophyta; Magnoliopsida; Fabales; Fabaceae.